AUGGGCGCCAAUGGUCAAGCAGUACAGACGAUGAAUAAGAAGAAAGUAAAACUUCUUCACAAAAAGCGUGCAGAAAUACGUAACCAAAAGAAGGUGGCGACACAGCAAAAGGGUAAACGCACGGUGUUGCGCAAGCCUCGGCCGUCCAAGAAGAAACAGCAGAAGGACGCGAAACGUCAUCGUAUCUACGUAGAAGCAGAAAAGGAAAAACUGGUCAAAAGUGGUGUGAUUACAACGGAAGACAUUCAAAAGAUGGUAGGCAGAGAAGGGUGA
This is a messenger RNA of Peronospora belbahrii, 273 nucleotides long. Lineage: Eukaryota; Oomycota; Peronosporomycetes; Peronosporales; Peronosporaceae. The record is from the annotation of a GenBank genome assembly.